Callorhinchus milii (elephant shark) is the source of this 1586-nucleotide messenger RNA. RefSeq names its product atypical chemokine receptor 3b (gene ackr3b). Gene Ontology annotation, cellular component: membrane. Gene Ontology annotation, molecular function: G protein-coupled receptor activity; coreceptor activity; chemokine binding. Bases 291 to 1403 code for a protein of 370 amino acids. Gene Ontology annotation, biological process: G protein-coupled receptor signaling pathway; chemotaxis; vasculogenesis. The transcript is spliced from 3 exons. The record is from RefSeq and is a predicted model, not a curated record. Lineage: Eukaryota; Metazoa; Chordata; Chondrichthyes; Chimaeriformes; Callorhinchidae.
CCAGACCAGACCCAGACCCAGACCAGAUCCUGACCCCGUAGUGUUCAGCCUUCAGCAGCGAAAUUCAAGACUCGGGGACAGCGGAGGGUUAAAUAUCAAUAGGAAUCAGUGAACCUGACCCUCCGCAAUGCCUUGGGCUUUGCUACAGCGCCUGAGCUUUAACGUCGCGAGUCUCUGAGUGGAAUUCUCUUCUCCACAGAACGGGACCUGACACCGCCCUGAGACCGUCUCCCGAUCCCACACACAGUCAAACCCCUCUCUACGCCCACUCGCUCUGCCGUUCCAUCACCAUGACUGCUUCCGACCUGACUGCCAUCGCGGACUUCCUGGAGGAGCUGAACAUGACGAUGAACGAGAGUUUCUGCCUGCCGAACUCCUCGGAGUGUGUGAGCUGGGAAAUCUUCCACUGCCCUUACGCCUUCGAUAAGAACGCGAUCCUCUACACCAUGUCUUUCUUCUAUGCCUUGAUCUUCAUUGUGGGGCUGGUGGCCAAUGUGGUGGUGGUCUACGUGAACCUGAAGACCAAGAGGACUCAGUAUGAAACCCACCUGUACAUCCUGAACCUGGCGAUUGCGGACUUGUGCAUGGUGGCCACAUUGCCUAUCUGGCUACCUUCGCUGGUCCAGCACGGCAGCUGGCCCUUCGGUGAGUUCAUGUGCCGGCUCACCCACCUGGUCUUCAGUGUCAACCUCUUCGGCAGUAUCUUCUUCCUGACCUGCAUGAGCGUGGACCGGUACAUCUCGGUGGUGCGGGUCGGCGAGUCUGUCGACCGCAGGAAGGGGGUGAUUCGCAAGAUCAUCAUCGUGUACGUCUGGAUCUUUGCCCUCGUGGUAUCCUUCCCAGACAUCCUCUUCCUGAAGACGGUCACCCUCCCUUCCAAUGGCGAGACCUACUGCUACCCGUCCUACCCGGAGGAAAACUUCCGAAAGUGGAUGGCUGGGAUGGAGAUGGUCUACAUCAUCAUAGGUUUUGUCAUUCCAUUCCCUAUCAUUACUGUCUCCUAUUUCCUCCUUGCGAGAGCCAUCUCCAGCACGAGCGACCAAGAGAACAAAAACAGCCGUAAUAUAAUAUUUGUCUAUGUGAUUAUUUUCCUUAUCUGCUGGCUGCCCUACCACACAGUCUUGUUCAUCGAUGUGCUUUGGUUCAUGAACCUCAUCUCCUUCAGUUGUGAGCUGGAGAGCUUCAUGUACAUUUCUCUCCACCUGACCCAAUGCUUCUCUAUGGUCCAUUGCUGUGCUAACCCCAUCCUCUACAGCUUCAUCAACAAAAACUAUAGGUACCGGCUCAUGAACGCAUUCACCGUCAAAUACACGGCCAAAACCAGCAUCACCAAACUCAAGGAGACCACGGAGACAGAGUGCUCCUUGGUGGAGGCGGUGUCUGAGAUGACUGCUUUUGAGUAAGAGCCUAUCCUUCGCAACAUGCUUGGGCAAUGAAUGACUUCCAGGAGCAUAGGAAGAGGAACCGUUCAGCUCCUCAAACCUGUUUGGCCAUUCUACUAGAUCAUGGCUGAUCUGUCCCUCAACUCUGUUUGCCCGCCUUUGCUACAUAUCCCUUGAUACCAUUAGCUAACAAAAAUCUAUCCA